AAAAAAAGUCUCGCAGAACACGAAAAAAGUGCACAAAAAUAUUAAAAGUAAUUAAUCAUGGGCGCUAAAGGUAGUGUUGAAGCAGCUAAAUUAAAUGCUGAAAAUUGGAGCCACCUUUCAGAGCGAGGCGGCCGAUAUCACAGCCACAGACAUAAUCAACGAUCACAAUCGCUCAAUAGGGGGCAGGCGCUGUCGAGAGCUGACGUUGGCGGCGGGAUGUGGUGACACUCAGGUGCCUCGGGAGGUCAAUCGGGCUGUCCAAGUUGCGCCAUGGGCAACAAAUUGAGUUGUUCGUGUGCGCCCCUCAUGCGCAAGGCAUACCGCUACGAGGACUCGCCAUGGCAAUCGUCACGACGUCGCGACGGUCAUCUCCUGAGGUUGUGGGCCGAAGUAUUCCACGUGUCAGCAAGUGGCGCCGGCACCGUCAAAUGGCAGCAAGUAUCCGAGGAUUUGGUGCCCGUUAACAUCACAUGCAUCCAGGAUUCGCCCGAAUGCGUUUUUCACAUUACCGCGUACAACAGUCAGGUCGACAAGAUACUCGAUGUGCGACUUGUGCAACCAGGAACUCGCAUUGGACAAGCAUCCGAAUGCUUCGUUUACUGGAAAGACCCGAUGACGAACGACACGUGGGGCUUGAACUUCACUUCGCCCAUUGACGCAAAGCAAUUCCGAGAGUGCUGUUCGCCUUCAUUCAAAUUUUCACGAAAGGCAUCCUCGAGCUACUCGCUGAAGUUGGAUCCGCCCGGCAAGAGUGGCAGCAAAGUGAAGACCAAACGGAAGCCUUUGAGUACGCCAGCAUCGCCAUCGAGGGCCCGCGAACCGCAAUGUACGUGCAUGACAGCGGAGCAAUAUGCGCGAAUUCGCGCUCAAGAUCCCCGUUAUCGAGGUUCCUCGACUCUUCCACGCACCACAACGCGCACCGGCGACGCCGAAGACUCCAAAAAGGUCGCAACCGCCACUUCGAGCACCUCCUUGUACGAUAAUGUCGCUGCGGGAAGUCAAGCAGGCGGCACCGCAACUGAUCGUCCCGUCAAAUCGGAAACGGGCACCAUGACAUCGACCGAAACAACAUCCACGCAGAACCAUGUGGGGUCUCAGAGUCAAGAUGAGACCACGGGAACCGGAAAUGAGACGCGCGGAACGUUGCAACGACAGGAAACGAGCAAAUCUGAGGGCACACAAGCCGGCGGAACGCUCCAACAAAAGUCAACGACAUCAACGGGCACCGAAAUGCAUCACAAUAUCAUCAAUAAUAACACGAGACGCAGCAAGAGUAAGAGCACGGAGGACAUGAAUAUCUUUUCGGAGCAGAAUUCGACGUUGAAACGCAUGAUGAAGCCCAUGCCGAGUACAGAAAGUCCCGUAACGUCGCCCGAAAUGACACGGAGACGCUAUAAUUAUUACAAUAUUGGGUCAAAUACGAUGGGACAUUCGCAUGGAGGGAUGCAUAAUCCGCAUAUUAUUAACAAUAAUACGCUUUCACGACCUUCUAGUCAGGCAUCGCGUUUCUCCGGAUCGAGAUCCUCACACGAAAUCGGACGUGGUUACCAACAAGCCCCUCGUGGCAUGUAUCUCGAUCUUGAACGCGAACGUGGAUGUUUAGAGAGUUCACCGCCAUCGGACAACGUAAUGUUCGAUAAUCAGUGCUACGCGACAACCCCGAGUUCCAGCAACGGCAAUUCCGAUCAAGAUCAACCUCAGGGUUACGGAUCGCGAUCCAAUUCUCGUCAUUCGCAUCAUCAUCCGAAACAACCAAAUGUGACACCAACUCCCGGAAGUCCGACAUCACGACUCCUGCUCGAGUACGAAAUGCACUUGCGCAACACUUUGGCCAAGGGAAUGGAUGCCGAAUCGUACAGCUUGCACACCUUCGAGGCUCUUUUAUCACAAAGUAUGGAAAAUUUAGAGCUGGCUGAAAGUUUGCCUAAUACACAGCGGAGUCCAUAUCCUACUAAUAAAAGACGUGCUUCCGCUGGUGCAAAAUCAUCGACAUUGCCAUUGCCACACAGGUUGAAUGUGGAAAAACCUCCAUCGAAUCGUGAAAGAGAUCGCGGAGGAAUGGAUGGGUAUUACAGUGAUCGCAACGAAUUAAUCCGCGAACGUCAACGCGAAAUUGAACGAGAUCGCGGUUACUUGAGCGACCAUAAUUCGAGUUACACGACAUCUCGUUGCGCUUCUUGCAUUGGCGAGUCGGCACGUGCUCAGUGGUUCCGUCAUUCGGAUGGAUGGCGUUCAGGCAGUUCGACACUUGGCUCCGGAUCUGGUACGGGACUCGUUAGUUCAUCCAGUGGACAUAAACGCUCGCCAUGGGAUUCUCUGCCGUCUUUGAGACAAGAUAGCAGUUUGAAUGAUUCGGGUUACAAAAGCACGCGAGCAGAUUCCUUUGAGCAAAGGGGACAAUUUGACCGUCAAGACAGCUUACGUUCGGAUUAUUUGAGCGAUCGUGAGUCUCGUUACGGAAUGGUUCAUCAAGCAUCUAUCGAGUCGACAGAUUCACGUCUUUGCUACUUGACAUCCUCUGAGAUUUCAGAUGAUGAUCGUAUGAGCUUAACUACUGCUGUCUCCGACGAGGAUGAUGGAGAAAGUGUCAUGGCGUCACCGUACAAAGCAAAGGCAACUGGCACAGCUGCUGCAUCGUUCAAUUGUACAGGUGCAGUAAGAAAAGCUGGAUUUUUAUCUGUUAAAAAAUGGUUACUCCGCAAAAAGCACCAAAUCGAGCUGGCACGCAAACGCGGCUGGAAAGGCUACUGGGUAUGUCUGAAAGGCACGACGUUGCUUUUUUACCCGUGCGACUCGCGCGAAGGACGCAGUGUCGAGGCGGCACCCAAACAUCUCAUCAUUGUCGAUGGUGCCAUCAUGCAACCGAUUCCCGAGCACCCGAAACGUGAUUACAUCUUCUGCUUGAGCACGGCAUUCGGCGAUGCAUAUUUAUUCCAAGCACCGUGUCAGGUUGAAUUGGAGAAUUGGGUAAAUAGUAUUCACAGCGCUUGUGCUGCAGCGUUCGCCCGACACCGAGGCAAGACCGGAACACUUCAUCUGCUACAAGAGGAAAUUUAUCGUUUAGAAAAGGCAAUUGAAUCGGAUCACAAAUUGAAGCACAUGGCCGAUUUGCAACAAAGUGUCGUCACUGACCAGGACACCCGCAUCCAGAUCAACAACCAAAUUCUGCAGUGGGAGGAAAACUUGGAACGUUUGCAUUGCGAGCAAUUCCGCCUCCGUUGCUACAUGGCGUCGCUUCAAAGUGGCGAGCUACCCAACCCCAAGUCAUUACUGACACACGUGUCACGGCCAACGAAGAACAUCCUGAAUAAAUUAGGCGUUUUCACCGUUUCAUCAUUCCAUGCAUUUAUUUGUGCAAGGUCGCCGUCGCUGUUGAACAAUUUGCUCGCAGGACGCGGCGCAACGAAGCGUCGACCGCCAUUGUUGUCGCGAUCGAAUAGUGGAUCGAGUCGACGAUCGAUGCAGAUGAAUUCACGCGAUGAUCCAGAAAAAACAUACAAAGUUGCUGUGCCAGAUAAUCAAUAUGUGACAGUAUAUUUACGGGAUGCCAUGUCUGUGGAGGAAUUUUUGGCAUCGGCAUGCGCUCGCAAAAAUUUGAAUCAGAUGGAGCACUUUGUGCGUGUCAAGAAGCGACGUGACAUGGAGGAUCACAACUACUUUGUGCCACACCGGAAUGACUUAAUUGAGACAUUUUUGCACACGCACGAGAUCGUAGAGGUAUGUGCCAAAAUAUUAUAUCAAGUCGAGAUACAACGAAGUACACUUGAUCAAAUGUGGGGUUUUUCUGUCGAAGCGGAACUUAUUGAGAAUGCGGAUCGUCAAGAUGAGUUGUGCUGCUACGUUAGUCGUGUCGAAGAUAAAAGUGUUGCUAUGCAAAAUGGAAUCAUAAAAGGAGAUGAAAUAAUGGUAAUCAAUGGUGCAAUUGUCUCCGAUCUCGAUAUGAUGUAUUUGGAAAGUGUGCUGCAAGAGGAGCAAGCUCUCUGCAUGAUGAUGAGAUCAUCGCGUACGGAGCCUCCCGAACUGGGUUGCGUUAUGCGGUCGACAGACGACAUGAUUGAGUCGUUAGUUUGCCCGCCGCCGCCCUCGGAGCCGCCCGUCAUUAGCGAGGAGAUGAUUUCUGGGCUAAUUGUGCCGGCGCCUGGUUGGAGACGUCCGUAUUUUUCAGGCAAAGAAACGUACUCGCCCGAAGUCGAAAGCUCUCCGGCACCAUCGUCUGCGGAUCCCGGCAUGAUGAUGGGACAACCGCAUUCCAAGCAGUCUUCCCGUGGCAAUAGCUUUGAAAUUGAAAAUUUGCUGAAAACAGCUGGCGAGGUGACGGGAUUUUGUCGUUCGCCGCAAGAAACCCGCAAAUCCAGUCCUACUGGAUCAGCUGCAUCAUCAGUUUGUAACACCAUGCUGACAGGCUCACGUCAAUUAUCUGACGCCGAAAAGUUACGUAAAGUAGUGAUGGAAUUGAUUGAUACGGAGCGCUCGUACGUUAAGAAUCUUAACAACUUACUCGAGCAUUAUUUGGAGCCAUUGAAACGCGAAACAUUUUUGUCAAAUGCCGAGAUUGCCGCGUUGUUUGGAAAUAUACAAGAGAUUUUCAAUUUUCAACGACAAUUCCUGCAAAAUUUGGAGGAAGCGCUCGAAUUGGAGCCAGAUUUCCAUAAAUUUGACCAUUCAAGUCAGUUUAAGAGCGUUCUCUUUGCCAUUGGAUCGGCAUUUUUGUAUUAUGUUAAUCAUUUCAAAUUGUAUUCAUCAUUUUGUGCAAGUCACAGCAAGGCACAAAAGGUUCUUCAUCCAAACGAAGGUAAUCAGGCACUACAGGAAUUUUUAUUGGCUCGUAACCCGAAACAACAGCACAGCAGCACCCUUGAAUCGUAUCUAAUUAAGCCAAUACAAAGGAUAUUAAAGUAUCCUUUGUUGUUGCAGCAAUUAAGAAAUUUAACGGAUCCCCAUUGCGAGGAGCAUUUACAUCUCGUAGAGGCACUCAAAGGCAUGGAAAAAGUGGCGGAACACAUAAACGAGAUGCAACGAAUUCACGAGGAGUAUGGCGCAAUAUUUGAUCACUUGUUCCGACAACAUCAAAAGUCGUGUAAACAACCAAUUGACUUGAGUCCAGGUGAUCUCCUGUACUACGGUGGCGUCGAAUGGCUUAAUAUUUCAGACUUUUUGGGUAAAAUUAAAAAGGGUCUUGAACUACAUGCCAUGUGCUUUGUGUUUAAAACCGCUGUGGUUUUCCUUUGUAAGGAACGUUUGCGGCAAAAAAAGAAAAUUAUGGGCGUCUCGAACAAGAACGCACCAAACGAAGUAGAAAUAAUACGGUAUCAGGUUCUCAUUCCAGUCACCGAAGUGCAAGUUAGAGCUUCAUCUGCCAAAGACAUGGAUUCGCAUUUCCUCUGGGAGCUAAUUCACUUGCGGUCCCAGUUGCAGCGACGCAGCGAAAAGGUCUACGUGCUCUCGAACAGCACCUCGGACUUCCGCAACGCAUUCCUCAAGACAAUUCGGCAGAUAAUUCGCGAAAGUGUGCGCAACAUGUCGAUCCCGAUGAAAGGUCUCAUGGGCAGCACGAGUUCCAUGUCGUCGCAGACACUAGAACGCCCCAAGCAACAAAUCACGAUCAUGCAAGGGUCACAAACGCUCGGCAAGACACGUAAAAAUAAGAAUACUCAACGUCAUUCGUCGGGAAAUAUCGAUUACGAUAACUUGUCGGGCAGCCAAGACGCUGACGAGCCUCCCGUUGUGCAGGUCGUAACGCAAUGCGGUUUCAGAACACGUAGCAAAACGGUCGGAGAAUCGAGUGGCAAGACUCCUCCUCCUCCGCCGCCUCGUAGAACAACGACAACAAUUACCACGACAAACAUCCACGAUCACGAAAAAAUCGAUCCAGGAACUAAAUCUGAGGGUGAAGAUGAUUCCCAAACUGGCACAAUGCCAAAAAGUAAAGCAACCUUAGGCAGAACACCAAAUCACUUAACUUUAAGCACCACAUCAACCUUAUCGGUCGGAAGUACAGGAAGCCAAGCACGACUAAUACAAUCAUCCCAUGCACCAUCAAACUACCAACCAGUAUUAUUGAAAGAUUUAGGGUCCCCAGUGUGGAAACCACGAGACAUGACUAGUUUAGGCGAUGCACAGUCAACAUCACGCAAAGAUGACACUAAAUAGAUUUAAAAAAAAAAACAAAAAAAAAAUCUAAAAUAAUCUAAUAAAAAUAAAUAAUGAUAAUAAUAAUAUGAAAAAAAAAAAUUUAAUAGAAAAAUUAUAUAAAAAAACCUCAUUUUUGACAAGAAAAAAAAAAUAAAACGCUCACGUCACUCACUUAUACACUAAAUAAAAAAAAAACUCACUCGAAAGUAAUGUACACCCUACUAUUACAUGUAUAAACCCAAAAAAUAAACAUUAUAAACUUAAAGACAAAAAAUUUAAUGCAAAAAAAUAUGUUUUUAGAUGAAAAAUAGAUUUUAAUGCAAAUAUAAACGAAUUCUAGUCAAACACCAAUUUUUUAGUGAUGCAAAGUGAUGAAAAAAUUUCGCGUCAAAUGGGGGCCCACUCAGCCUCCUCAACCAAUUUGAGUACCGGGAGAGUCAUCCUGGGGGUAAAGUCGACUGUCCUUCCACGAAACGACAGUCCGAGAUCGUGUCAUGCUGAAAAAAAGAUGUAUUAUAAAAAAAUGCAUGACAAAAAGAAAAAACUUUACUCAAAAAAAAAAUCCAAAAAUUUUCCUUUCACCCGAAUGACAAACAAAAAAUGCCCAAGAAAACCUGAGGUUAUCAUUGUAGAUCACUACUCCAAAGAGAACAAGGUUCCUCAAUAAAUUUAUAUACACACACAAAAAAAAUGCGCAGUGGGGCUCCCGCAGUCUCCUUGAUGAAGCACUUUGUCGGAUCCAGUCCUGCUAAAACUGCGCUACGAGGAAAGUUUGGGGGUUCACUUUUGAGAAUUGAUAGACAGUGAUCGAACGUUUCUCGGCGAAUUUUUUUUCGGCGUUACUUUGUUUGUUCCUUUUAUCAAGUUUUGAGUUUUUUUUUCUCCCGAACCGACACUUUUUUGCAAAAGUUGCUUCUAUAUUAGUCCGCAAUUCAUAAAAAAAUAAAAAAAUAUAUGAAGAAAUAGUCAAAGAUGAUAACUUUUUUUCCUUUUAUCACUUUGAAUCACUAAAAAUGGCACUAUAAUGAUAAAUACAUGAUAUUACGAUAAAUUACACACACAAAAUUACACAAGACACA
Culicoides brevitarsis is the source of this 7211-nucleotide messenger RNA. Its product is annotated as protein still life, isoforms C/SIF type 2-like. NCBI's taxonomy places the organism in Eukaryota, Metazoa, Arthropoda, Insecta, Diptera, Ceratopogonidae. Gene Ontology annotation, molecular function: protein binding; guanyl-nucleotide exchange factor activity. Gene Ontology annotation, cellular component: membrane; synapse. The transcript is spliced from 32 exons. Gene Ontology annotation, biological process: positive regulation of axonogenesis; activation of GTPase activity; small GTPase-mediated signal transduction. The record is from RefSeq and is a predicted model, not a curated record. Bases 271 to 6150 code for a protein of 1959 amino acids.